CAACGUUGUGUUUCUUUCAGUAUGUGCUCUUAAAGACAACUAAUGUGCGAGAAGCAUCGUGUUCAUGGGUGAAACCGGACCAAAUCUGAUUAACUGAAUUGGAGGAAGCUGCAGUCAACUGUUUUUAAAGUCUUGAACAUUGCACUGUUUAUAAAUGUUGUUUUAGUAAAAAGCUGCAGACGCUAGAAAUGUGAAAUAUGAACAGGGAAUAUUGGAAAUACCCAGCAUCUGUGGAGAGUGAAAUGUCAAAUUUGCAUUUUAGUUUAGUAAUCCUCGAACUUGAGAAAUAUUUAGAAAAUAUUCAGAAGGGGCCAUGAGAAGGCCUUGGUGAGCAGGAUUAAGGAAAACCCCAAGGCAUCCUGUAAGUAUGUGAAGAGCAAGAGGGUAAGAUGUGAGAGAAUAGGACCAAUCAAGUGUGACAGUGGAAAAGUGUAUGGAACCAGAGGAGACAGUGGAGUUACUUAAUACUGAAGCAAAGUGAUCAUUCACUGUGGAAAAGGACCUUGGCGAUUGUAGGGAUGACUUACAGCGGACUGAAAAGCUUCAACAUAUAGACAUUAAGAAAGAGGAUGUACAGGAGCUUUUGGGAAGCAUCCAGCUGGAUAACUCACUGGGACCAGACGAGAUAUGCCCCAGGCUACUGUGGGAGGCGAGGGAGGAGAUUGCUGAUCCUCUGGCAAUGAUCUUUACGGGAGAGGUUCUGGAGGAUUGGAGGGUUGCGGAUGUUGUUCCCUUAUUCAAGAAAGAGAGGUAGAGAUAGCCCAGGAACUUAUAGACCAGUGAGUCUUACUUCAGUUAUUGGUAAGUUGAUGGAGAAGAUCCUGAAAGGCAGGAUUUAUGAACAUUUGCAGAGGCAUAAUGAUUAGGAAUAGUCAGCAUGGCUUUGCAAAGGCAGGUCAUGCCUUACGAGCCUGAUUGAAUUUUUUGAGGAUAUGACUAAGCAUUGAUGAAGGUAGAGCAGUAGCUGUAGCAAGGCAUUUGAUGAGGUACCCCAUGCAAGACUUAUUGAGAAAGUAAGGAGGCAUGGGAUCCAAGGGAACAUUACUUUGUGGAUCCAGAAAUGGCUUGCCCAUAGAAAGCAAAGAGUGGUUGUAGAUGGGUCAUACUCUGCAUGGAGGUCGGUAAUCAAUGGUGUGCCUCAAGGAUUUGUUCUAGGAUCCCUAUUCUUUGUGAUUUUUAUAAAAGACCUGGAUGAGGAAGUGGAGGGAUGGGUUAGUAAAUUUGCUGAUGACACAAAGGUUGAGGGUGUUGUGGAUAGUGUGGAGGGCUGUCAGAGGUUACAGUGGGAAACUGGGCUGCGAAGUGGCAGAUGGAGUUCAACCCAGAUAACUGAGAGGUGUGAGGGAUCUUGGAGUCAGAGUCCAUAGGACUCUCAAGGCUACUGCGGAGGUUGAAUCUGUGGUUAAGAAGACAUACGAUGCAUUAGUCUUAUAGGACACUGGUCAGACUCCACUUGGGAGUACUCUGGCCAGUUCUGGUCACCUCACUACAGGAAGGAUAUGGAAGCCAUAAAAAGGGUGCAGAGGAGAUCUACAAGGAUGUUGCUUGGAUUGGGGAGCAUGCCCUGAGUGAACUUGGCCUUUUCUCCUUGGAGCGACAGAGGAUGAGAGGUAACCUGAUAGCGGUAUAUAAGAUGAGAAGAAUUGUAGCGUGGAUAAUCAGAGCUCUCCCCCUGGGCUGAAAUGGCUAACACGAGGGGGCACAGUUUUAAAGUGCUUGGAAGCAGGUACAGUGGAGAUGUCAGGAGUAAGUUUUUUACGCAGAGGGUGGUGAGGACAUGGAAUGGGCUGCUGGCGACGGUGGUGGAGGAGGGGUAUACGAUAGGAUCUUUUAAGAGACUUCUGGAUAGCUACAUGAAGCUUAGAAGAAUAAAGGGGUAUGGGUAACCCUAGGUAAUUUCUAAAAUAAGUACAUGUUUGGCACAGCAUCUUGAGCUGAAAGGCUUGUAUUCUGCUGUAGCUUUUCUAUGUUUCUUUCUUUCUUUUUCAAUAUUUUUAUUAAUUUCUUACAAAAGAAUACACAGUAUAGUAAGAUAAAUAAUAUCUCAAUUACAAUGUAUUGAAAUCACAGAUGAAGUGUAAUUACCUCAUAUCCAUAUAGAUUAAAUUUAAACAUAAAAUUGAAAAGAAAUAAUUUAAUUAUACAAAAAAUCUAAACCCACUACCUUAAAAAAACAGCUGUUUGGUUUUAACAAAAGGAAAAAAAAUCCUUAACAUAUUAUUAGCCAACAUCUGUGCUUAAUAGCAGAUCAAAGAUUUUGAAAGUAAUUCAAAAAAGGUCCCCACAAUGUUAAAAAAUCUUGUCUAGGUUCAGAAAUUGAACAGCGAAUCUUUUCUAAAUUUAAACAUGACAUAACAUUAUGUACCCAAUGAGAUUGAGCAGGUAGAGCGGCAUCCUUCCACUUAAGCAACAAUGCCUCCUGGCUAUAAGAGAAAUAAAGGCCAAAGUAUGCAAAUCGUGUCUCGAAAAUAACAUCAUUUCCUCCAACAAUACCAAAUAAGGCAGUCAAAGGAUUGGGUUUAAAAUUUACUUUAAAAAGCACUGAAAAAAGUUUGAAAUACUUCUUUCCUAUAUUUUUUAAGACUCGGACAAGUCCAAAACAUAGCUUCUCCAUUAUUACAUCUGUCACAAUAGGGAGAUAUAUCAGAAUAAAAACGAGACAGCUUAUCUUUAGACAAGUGGGCGCUAUGAACCACAUUAAAUUGUAGAAGGGAAUGACGGGCACAUAACGAUGAGGUAUUAACCAAUUUAAAAAUUUCAUUCCAAGUGUCCUCAGAAAUUGAAAUUUAUAAAUCUUGUUCCCAAAGAUUUUUAAUUUUAUCUAAAGGAAUAUUUCUCAUUCCCAACAGCAUACCAUAAAUAUUAGAUAUAGGUGCAUUAUAGAAGGGUUUCAAAUUAAAAAAUUAUAUCAAAUCAGUUUUUAUCUGGACUUUUAGGAAAUGUAUACUUGAGAAUGCAGUGGAGUUUCAAGAUGGCGACGUAAACAUCUGCCUUUUAGGCGCUCUUCACUUUUUUAACUAUAAUCACCCUUUAAUCAAAUCUUUUUGAAUUUAAUCAAAUGAGUUGAUAUUUUCGAUUGACUUUUCUUUUCCCUAAAACUAUAUUUGACCUAACUUUGACGAACUCAAAAUGGCUACAAGUAAGAAAUCGUCUAAGGAGCCUUUAUCUAUCGACGCAAUUUCUAAUCUUCUGGACGCUAAACUUGCAAGUUUGGAAAGCAAGCUGGAAAGUAAAAUGGCAAGUUUGGAAAGCAAGCUUACCACGAAAAUGUCUGAACUUGAAGGAGCUGUUAGGUCGCUUGAUACUAAGCUUCAGUCGCAGGCAUCGGAUAUUCAGCGGCAUGAAGAUAAGUUGGCGACUCUUGAAAAAUUAAUUGUUGAAAAAGUACGUACAAUUGAAGUGUUGGAUAAGAAGGUACAAUCGACUCUUAAAACUGUAGAUCAGUAUAAGUUUAAAAUUACUGCUCUCGAAAAUCGAUCUCGCAGACAGAAUUUGCGAAUUAUCGGGUUUCCCGUAAGAGUUGAGUCCGGUGAUUUAACUGAAUUUUUCUCUAAAUUACUGUGGGAAAUUUUCGGUGAUGAAGGUUUGCAAACUAAACCUGUUAUUGACCAUGCUCACAGAGUUGCGAGGUUUUCGUCUACGACUGAUAAACCACGAGCGGUGAUUGUUCGUCUGCAUUAUCCUCGUGAGAAAGAGCUUUUAAUUCGAUUAGCUCGUAAAAAAGAUUGCUGAACUCACAUUUGUAUUUAGUAAUAUGGCUUUUUCAAAAUGGCGUUUCUUCUUCCCAUAAGUCUUUGCUUUUGAAACGUCAUCUUGUAUUUGAACACGGGAUUUUUUUUUAAAGGUAUAUUACACUUUCAAAUUUUGAUGUUUAUACUUUUUUUAUUAAUGAUUGUUUGUUUUAUUAUAUUAGUUUUUUUAUUCUGAUUGAUAUAUAUUUUCUUUUUGCAACUCUAUAUCUUAAUCUGGGUGUUAUAUAGUUUUCUUUUAAUCUUUUUAUAGAGCUGCCAUCUUGAAAUGGGGGUAAUAUUAGUAUUAGAUUAUGCA
This is a messenger RNA of Hypanus sabinus (Atlantic stingray), 4047 nucleotides long. RefSeq lists its product as uncharacterized. Bases 3130 to 3732 code for a protein of 200 amino acids. Gene Ontology annotation, cellular component: ribonucleoprotein complex. The record is from RefSeq and is a predicted model, not a curated record. The transcript is spliced from 2 exons. Gene Ontology annotation, molecular function: single-stranded RNA binding. Gene Ontology annotation, biological process: retrotransposition. NCBI's taxonomy places the organism in Eukaryota, Metazoa, Chordata, Chondrichthyes, Myliobatiformes, Dasyatidae.